Molecule: messenger RNA, 1134 nt
Organism: Elgaria multicarinata webbii
Lineage: Eukaryota; Metazoa; Chordata; Lepidosauria; Squamata; Anguidae
Gene: VPS37D
Product: VPS37D subunit of ESCRT-I
Exons: 4
Coding region: 1-1134 (377 amino acids)
Biological process (GO): protein targeting to membrane; protein targeting to vacuole; ubiquitin-dependent protein catabolic process via the multivesicular body sorting pathway
Cellular component (GO): ESCRT I complex
Source: RefSeq, a predicted model, not a curated record
AUGCCAAGGCGGCAGCGGCGGCGGCAGGAGCCCCGCCCUCUCUGCCUUAGCAAGCGAGUGGAGGAGCUGUUCGGGGGUGCCUUAAAAGCUCUGCCCCCACCGCGCGCCCCGUCUUUCCGCCUCGCCCACCGCUCCCUCCGCGGCGGCGGCGGCCCCUUUAAGAGCGUCCGGGGCGCCCCCUGGCGGCCGGCGCCGCCGCUGCAGGUGCAGGUGCCGGAUCGCGCUGCUCCAGGUGCGGCCGCGCCGUCCGCCUCGCUCCGCAGCAUGGAGCGCGAUCGGGGCCCGCGGGGCUCGGCGGCGGUGGACCUGGGCUUCGGGGCGCUCAGCACCGCCCAGCUCCGCGCCCUCAUGCGGGACGAGACGUGGCUCGAGCGCAUCGUCAAGCUGAGCAGGAAGUUCCAGAACCUGCAGCUGGAGCGGGAGAUGCGCCUGGCCUCCAACUACGCCCUGGCCAAGCAGAACCUGGCGCUGCAGCCGCGGCUGGAGAACGGCAAGACCUCGCUGGCCAUCAAGUACCAGGAGUUGCGGGAGCUGCGGGAGGCCUGCCGGGACAAGCAGCAGCGCCUGGGAGCCUGUAUGGCAAAGUGGACCCCCGAGAAUGCGGUGAAGCGGCUGCAGGUGGACCUGGAUGGCGUGGAGACAAAGGUGGAGGAGCAAAUGGAGCAAUUCCUCUGCUGGGAUCUUCCCAUCGAGACCUUUGUGGAGUCCUUCCAACACAGCCGGAUGCUCUCACACCUCCGCCGCACCCAGCUGGAGAAACUGCAGGAGAUUCUCAAGCUGGAGAAGGAAAAGACGCCCGACAAGCCCAGCCCGGGCGCCGAGAAGCAGCCGGCCACCUCCCCGGAGCUUCGUCCCGUCCCGCCAACCUUGGUGCAAGCAGCACCAGUACAGAACGGGCCGCCUCCUCCCAAGGUUUUCCAGCUGCGCCUGGCGCCGGCCUUCCUGAUCCCCUCGGAAGCUGUCCUGCCCCUCCCGGUGGCCCCCGGCCCCCAGAAGUGCUGCCUGCCCACCCUGGCCGCCUCGCACCCCACGGCUCCCUUUGUGAGCAAACCCUUGAGCCUCAUUGGACACAUCCACCUGCCACAAGCCCACCUGCCUCACCAGCAGAAGAAGAAGGAGCCGCCACACCGGUAG